AUGGGAAUCGAUCUCUCCGAGGUGACGGCGAUCCCCAAACCUCUAACCGGAUUUUCAGGAGAAACAACGAUGAAUAUGGGAACAAUUAGGCUCCUAGUGGUAGCUGGCGGAGUCACUAAGAUCGUCGAAUUUUGCGUCACCGAUCACUUAGCAAUCUACAAUGUGAUUAUGGGAACUCCAUGGAUCAACGGGAUGAGGGCGGUCCCUUCCACCUAUCAUCUCUGCCUCAAAUUCCCGACUCCAGCAGGCAUCAAAACGAUCUGGGGAAAUCAGAAGGAGUCGCGAAUGUGCUGCUUAGCGGAGCACAAGCUGAGGAAUCCCGUCACCGACGCACGAGCAGACAUAGAUCGCAAAAAGAUCACGGAGAGCCGCGAAACGCGCGCCGAGCUGGUAUGUGAUGCAGUGGAAUCGAUGUGCAUAGACGAAGCGCGUCAAGAACGAUGCGUCGAAAUCGGAGCAAAACUAGAAGAACCUCUGAGAAGCAAACUUCUUUCUCUCCUCAAAGAGAACAUCAUCACUUUUGCCUGGACAGCGGAAGAUAUGCCGGGCAUAAGCAUCAACGUGACCUGUCACGAGCUGAACGUGGACUCAACCUUCAAACCAAUCAAGCAGAAAAGAAGGAAGCUCGGACCCGAACAAGCUAAAGCAGUUAACGACGAAGUGGAUAGAUUGCUCAAAGUAGGAUCAAUCGCUGAGGCCAAAUAUCCAGACUGA
Molecule: messenger RNA, 714 nt
Organism: Eutrema salsugineum
Lineage: Eukaryota; Viridiplantae; Streptophyta; Magnoliopsida; Brassicales; Brassicaceae
Exons: 2
Coding region: 1-714 (237 amino acids)
Source: RefSeq, a predicted model, not a curated record